Sphenostylis stenocarpa is the source of this 873-nucleotide messenger RNA. NCBI's taxonomy places the organism in Eukaryota, Viridiplantae, Streptophyta, Magnoliopsida, Fabales, Fabaceae. The record is from the annotation of a GenBank genome assembly.
AUGGAAGAGGAAGGCAUAGGGUUAGUGCUGGCCAGGGCCACAGAACUUCGAUUGAAAAUCAGCAAUUGCAUCCACAGAGCCACUACCACCACCAAUGGCCCCUCGCCGCACGCCGACGACGACGACGACGCCACCGAACGGCUUCUCAAUAUUUGCGAUGCCCUUGAAGCCUUGGAGACCCAGCUUUCUUCCUUGCAGGUUCUGCAACAACAACAGCGAUAUGAAAGAGAAAUUGCCUUGGCUGAGAUUGAAAACAGUCGCAAAAUGUUAAUUGACAAGCUCAGGGAGUACAAAGGUAAGGAAUUGGAAGUGAUACAAGAAGCUUCCACUUUUGCUAGUGAAACAGUGGAGCCCAACAAUGAUCUACUACUUCCUCCAUAUCCUAGCCGCCCUCCAUACGCUGUGUCUAUGGACAAGGAAUAUCUCUCGCAGAUUCCUUCCGUGGUGAACAAGUCUGGUCGCAAUGGGUUAAUCGCUCACGAUCCACUGAUUGAGGCGAACAAGAAUCCCAGUGAAAAAGAGCAGAAUGAUGUUGAAAAAGAGGCUAAAAAUUCGAGAAAAGGAUUUGGAUUUUUUAUAACUUCUGUAGCCAAAACAAUGCUCACGGUAGUUGGCGUGGUAUCAAUAUUAAGUUUGUCUGGUUUUGGGCCUAAGUUAGGCGCCCGUUUCAGCGUGCAAGGCUGGCGUCACAGAGUAGAAGAUGUGGACAGAUCUACGACUAAAAGUGGGGAUGAGAGAUCAAGUCUUCAGUGUCCACCUGGGAGAAUUCUGGUGUGGGAAAAUGGGGAAGCUCGAUGCCUAGUAAAAGAGAGAGUUGAAAUUCCAUUUUCAGCUGUUGCUGCUACACCUGAUAUAAACUAUGGAUGUGGUUGA